Wasmannia auropunctata (little fire ant) is the source of this 457-nucleotide messenger RNA. RefSeq lists its product as uncharacterized. Bases 31 to 342 code for a protein of 103 amino acids. The transcript is spliced from 2 exons. The record is from RefSeq and is a predicted model, not a curated record. Lineage: Eukaryota; Metazoa; Arthropoda; Insecta; Hymenoptera; Formicidae.
GGUAGAGGAAUUUCGAUUCCAAAGUCUGUAAUGAAAAAAAUCCGCAUCUUAGAUGUCGGAAAAAUGACUUGCGACCUGAUGAGUCAUUUAUUUUCAACCCAAGAGAUUGCCUGUUCAUCAAGAACCGGCAAAAAAAAUAAUAAAAUGGAAGGUUUGGCACAAAAGAAAUCAUUGUCUACCGAUGAUAAAUUUCUCGCAAUGAAAGACUACAUAUUACAUCAGUUCAAGGACGUAAAAAAUGCUGAAGAAUUAUUUAAUACUGCGGUUUCAAACAAGUGCAAAAAUGUUGCACGCAACUAUGUAAAAGAGAAGAAAAUGGACUUUCAUAUGAUCUUUACGUAAUCUCAUUUUUAUAAUAUUAUUUUGAAAGUUUAAAUUUGAUAGAUGGGUAUAAUCAAAACUUUUAUGUUUUAAUUUCUUUUAAUUUUAUUGAGAUUUAUAAUAUAUUUUUAAUGAU